Messenger RNA from Caretta caretta (loggerhead turtle), 3520 nucleotides. It is a transcript of the gene GPR108, whose product is annotated as G protein-coupled receptor 108. NCBI's taxonomy places the organism in Eukaryota, Metazoa, Chordata, Testudines, Cheloniidae. Gene Ontology annotation, biological process: transport. Gene Ontology annotation, cellular component: Golgi apparatus; membrane. The record is from RefSeq and is a predicted model, not a curated record.
GGGACGAGGCGGGGCGGCCAGCCGGUGCCCAGGGAUGUUCGGCCGGAGGCGGCGGGGGCCCGGGGCCUCGCGGGGGCUGGGGCGGCUCCUCCCGCUGCUGCUGCUCCUGCUCGGGGGCGCCGCGGGCCGGAUCCACCGCCUGGUGCUGACGGGCGAGAAGAGGGCUGACAUCCAUUUGAACACCUUUGGCUUCUACGCGAAUGGCUCCCUGGAGGUGAACGUGAGCCGGCUGCAUCUUGGCCUUGGCAGCGCCAAGCAGGAGAAGCCAUGGGUCGGCUUCAGCUUGUCCAGGACGAGGAUUCGCGAGGCCCUUUCCUACCCAUUUUCCUCUCUGCAGGGGAAGGAAUCUCAUAACUGCACCUUGGAACAAAAUGGAGCGGAGUCACGAAUCCUCUUCCUCAUCGACGUCAACCAGAAAAGGGUCCAAGUGCGGAAGCUGGGAGAGCAGAAGAAGCUGCAGAUUUAUUCCGGUCUGAUCCCCGAGGUGCAGAAUGGGGGCUCAGAUCCGAAACCAGCCAACGAUAGCAAGGCCCAGGCUGCUGCCAGUAAAGGCACAGAAACACAGCAGGAAGUGCCUGGUAAAGGGCCCAAUGCGGGAAGCCCCCAGAAGAAGACAGAGGGCGAAGCCAAGCAGCAGGAUUCCAGCCACAGAGUGGAAGAUCUGGUCCUGGCUCUAGGGAACGUGAACGACUCCUACAACUUCAGCUUCCACGUAGUGAUCGGCUCGGAGGCGGAAGGUCUGUACAACCUUAACUUUCACAACUGCCACAACAGAGCCCCGGCAAACCAGAUGCCUUACGACAUCACCGUGAUGAUCCGAGAGAAGAACCCGGACGGAUACCUGUCGGCUGCCGAGAUCCCCCUCAUCAAACUCUACCUGGUCAUGUCCGCCUGCUUCCUGGCCGCGGCCACCGUGUGGGUCUACUUCCUCUGCCAGCACAAGUUCAGCGUGUUCAAAAUCCACUGGCUUAUGGCCGCCUUAGCGUAUACCAAGGCCCUUUCUCUCCUCUUUCACAGUAUCAACUACUAUUUCAUUAACACCGAGGGUCACCCGAUCGAGAGCUUAGCCGUCAUGUACUUCGUGACCCACCUGCUGAAGGGCGCCCUGCUCUUCAUCACCAUCGCGCUGAUUGGGACAGGCUGGGCCUUCAUCAAGUACAUCCUGUCGGACAAAGAGAAGAAGCUCUUUGUGAUCGUCAUCCCCUUGCAGGUGCUGGCAAACGUCGCUUACAUUAUCAUCGAGUCCUCGGAGGAGGGCAGCAGUGACUACGCCUCCUGGAAGCAGAUCCUCUUCCUGGUGGACCUGCUCUGCUGCGGGGCCAUCCUCUUCCCCGUGGUGUGGUCCAUCCGCCACCUCCAGGAGGCCUCCAGCACAGAUGGCAAAGCUGCCACAAACCUGGCGAAACUGAAGCUUUUCAGACAUUACUACGUCAUGGUCGUGUGUUACAUUUACUUCUCCCGCGUCAUUGCCAUCCUGCUCAAAUUCACCGUCCCCUUCCAGUGGCAGUGGCUCUAUGAGCUCCUGGUCGAAGUAUCCACCUUGGUUUUCUUCAUCCUAACGGGAUACAAGUUCCGCCCGGCUUCGAACAACCCUUAUCUACAGCUGCCCCAAGAGGACGAGGAAGAGGGGGAGGAACUGCAGAUGAAUCAGGUGGUCACAGAAGCCGGCGUCCAUGAGGGUCUCUCCAAGCUGAAGAAGAGCAGGGUUGCCCGUGAGGCAGUGUGAGGCCUAUCCACGCAGACUGUUGCUAGCGCUCGGACCCUGGGGAGGCCGCCGGGUCCCACCCUGUGGCCUGGCCGAAGACUCCCAAGCGGGACAGAGAAAUCUGGGGGUUUGUGUUGAAUUCCUGCCUCUCUGCUCCCCUGCCCCACCUUGUGGCAGUGCUGAGAACUGCAUGGUCCCGUGCAAUUCCAGCCGCUGUUCCCAGAACCAGGCCUGUUCUCCAGACUGCAAGAAGAUCAGACGAACUCUGGAUGGCUGGGGGCUGCUGUCUCUUGUACGGGGCUGGGGGGGGGACUUUGGCCAAGCUCUGCUCUUCUCCUGCAAGAGCGGUUUCCAGACCCGCUUCCUGAUCCGUGCAUCCCUGCUGCUGGCUUAGAUGCAUCCUCCACCAGCAGCCCCCACCCUCACCAGCUCUCCCACCCCCUUCUCCUUCACUCCAUUGACUAGCUGGGGCCAAGCAGCAAAGGUGGAGCUGGCCUUAAGCACCAACAUCUGGCUGGGGUCAAAGAGGUCCUGUACCACUGGGGUGAGGCGAUAGAUGGUUCCAGGGCGGAGGAGAAGUAGUGGCUAUCUUCAGCUGAGGCCAAGAGCUCCCCAGCCCCACUGCAUGCUGGUGAUGCUGAGCAAUAGGCCAGGAUCUAGACAACAACUGAGCAGUGACGCUUGGCUUACGCUCGUCGGGAUCUCCGUGUGGUACCCGGUUAGCUGUGGGCCAUGGUUUUCACUCGAGCAUUGGUGGUCCCUCCUUCCUGGGAGAAGCAGGUUUUCAGGGGCAUGCUGCUCCUGGCUUCUUGCUAGAUCCUGUCGGGUGGUAGGUUCAGGUGUGAUUCUCGCACCAGCUGGGCCUGCAGGGCUUGCGUCUUGGUCGCCUCUCUGUGACUCCAGCGUGCUCGCCUGCCGCAUCUGUCUGCUCUGCCCGUCUCCCCGGGAGCUGAGAUUGGAGCUGGCUUCCUUCCUGCUCAGACCCCAGCGCUAGAUCCUGCCCUUGGUUACCUGUGCAGCUAGGUGGAAACGGGGGUUCCACCCUUAAAGGGAAUGAGCAGGGGAGAACCCAGCUUCAUUUAGCUCCCAGCCUGCCCCUGUGAGCUGGGGCAACCAACCUCCUCCUCCCGUGGAACAAACCUCUUUAUCCCCAGACACAGAGUAGGUGGGACCCGCUCAUGCACAAGGCCUGUACCCCUGCUGGGAUUGGCCCAGCACCCCUGAAACAGCAGGCCCUUAGCUGCUGUGCACCAGGCCAAAGGCAGGAGCAGGAGCUAACAGUGUGAGGCCACGGAGGAGUUUGGGACCCGGCCCCUGCUUGUGACACUACUGGAGUUCAGGCCAGGGUAGAACAGCCAGCGUCCUGAUCCUCAACGCAGGCUCUGUCUGCAUUUAUGCAACCUGCUCGGUGGCUGCAAUGGGGGGGGGAGGGGGCCUCCCCACAAGGGAGAUCCUACUGCCAGGGUGCCACCGCCCUCUCUCUGGCUGCCUCUGUUCUCUACCGAAUAACUCUGCCCUUGGCUGUGAUGCCCUUGUAAGUGCGGGCUCAACACCUCUCCUCCCCCCCCCCCCGAUUUAAAUUCCUCAUUAUUUCUGGGAACUGUGAUUAUCACACUCCUAACCCCUGGGUGGAUCCCCAUUGUCUCAGCAGGGUUGGGUCAAUAUGCCCACGUGGUAAGGAGUUCCUUGGCUUAAUUGUAACUUUCUGCACAGCCUGGCGCGGGAGGUCUCUGGCUUUGUCUUAGGGGAGUGGGCUCUGUGUAUAGAGGGCAAAGCCCUGCAUUCCAUGCUGGUGUAUAAAUGGCCGUUUCCGUA